AUGGAUCGCCAAUCUGUGUAUUCAACUCACGUCUAUGAGCCGAGCUUCGGCGAUAAUGGCGACACACGUCUGCAGCUUCGCACGCAGCUCGAGACCUUCAUCCUUGACUUUCGGCUCGACAAUAACUUUGUCUACCGAGAUCAACUGCGAGAGAAUGCGCUGCUGAAAAAGUACUACUGCGAUGUCGACAUCAACGAUCUCAUCAACUUCAACGAAGAGCUCGCCCACAAGCUUGCCUCGGAGCCUGCAGAGAUCAUCCCCCUCUUCGAAUCCGCCCUCAAGAGGUGCACCCACCGAAUCGUCUUCCCGCACGAGGCCAAGGUCGAUCUGCCCGACCACCAGCUGCUCCUCCACUCGGACGCCGACGAUGUCUCUAUCCGCAAUCUCGACUCUAUGACAAUUGCCAGGCUAGUACGCGUUCCUGGCAUUGUCAUUGGCGCUUCCGUCAUGUCCUCCAAGGCAACAGAACUGCACAUCCAGUGCCGAAAUUGCCAGCACCAAUCUACGAUUCCGGUCUUGGGCGGCUUCACGGGCGUCAGCCUCCCGCGGCAGUGCGAGCGCAAGCGUGUCCCCAAUGACCAUACUCCAAAGUGUCCCUUGGAUCCGUACUUUGUCAUGCACGAAAAGUCACGGUUCGUCGACCAGCAGAUCAUCAAGCUGCAAGAGGCACCGGAUCAAGUCCCUGUUGGAGAAUUGCCCCGCCACGUACUCAUCUCCGCCGACCGGUACCUGACAAACCGGGUUGUUCCCGGCUCAAGGUGCACUGUCAUGGGCAUCUUCUCCAUCUAUCAGAAUAAGGCAUCGAAGAACUCAAACACAGGCGGAGCGGUGGCGAUUCGAACGCCGUAUUUGAGAGCGGUCGGUAUUCAGACCGACAUGGACAAGACGGCCAAGGGCGCAGCCUCAUACACCGAGGAAGAGGAGCAGGAGUUCCUGGAAAUGAGCCGGAGACCAGACCUGUACAACAUCAUGGCCGAUUGCAUUGCACCGUCCAUCUAUGGUAACCGCGAUAUCAAGAAGGCCAUCCUUUGUCUUCUACUCGGAGGAUCGAAGAAAAUUCUUCCAGACGGCAUGAGGCUGAGAGGCGACAUCAACGUCCUGCUCCUCGGUGACCCCGGUACCGCCAAGUCUCAGCUGCUGAAGUUUGUUGAGAAGGCAGCACCCAUUUCUAUUUACACCUCCGGCAAGGGUUCUUCGGCAGCGGGUUUGACAGCAUCCGUGCAAAGAGACCAGUCCACCAGGGAGUUUUACCUGGAAGGUGGCGCCAUGGUGCUUGCCGACGGCGGUGUUGUUUGUAUCGACGAGUUUGACAAGAUGCGGGACGAGGAUCGCGUGGCCAUUCACGAAGCCAUGGAGCAGCAGACUAUUUCCAUCGCCAAGGCAGGCAUCACUACAAUCCUCAACGCGAGAACGUCUGUACUUGCCGCGGCCAACCCCAUCUUCGGUCGUUACGACGACAUGAAGACACCCGGAGAGAACAUCGACUUCCAGACAACCAUCCUGUCUCGUUUCGACAUGAUCUUCAUCGUCAAGGACGAGCACACUCGGGAGAAGGAUGAGAGAAUAGCCAAGCACGUCAUGGGCAUCCACAUGGAUGGUCGUGGAGCCGAGGAGAUUGCCGAGUCCGAGAUUCCCGUUGACAAGAUGCGGAGAUAUCUCACCUAUUGCAAGGCUCGAUGCGCUCCUCGUCUUAGUGAAGAAGCUGCGACGAAGCUCUCGUCUCACUUUGUGGCCAUCCGACGACAAGUCCAUGCCGCCGAGAUGGAGGCCAACACACGGUCCUCGAUCCCCAUCACAGUCCGUCAGCUGGAAGCCAUCGUCCGUAUCACCGAAUCCCUCGCCAAGCUGACCCUCUCCCCCAUCGCCACGGAGGAGCACGUCGACGAGGCCAUCCGGCUAUUCCUCUGCUCCACCAUGGACGCCGUAAACCAGGGCAGCAACCAGGGUAGCCGCGAGCUCAACGAGGAGGUCAACCGGCUCGAGGUGGAACUGAAGCGCCGCCUCCCCAUAGGCUGGAGCACCAGCCUGGCGACGCUGCGGCGAGAGAUGGUGGAGGGCAAGGGUUACAGCGAGCAAGGGCUAAAUAGGGCGUUGAUGAUCUUGCAGCGGAGAGACACCAUCAUGUUCAGGAACUCGGGGGCGCAGGUUUACCGGAAUGGGGCUUAA
This is a messenger RNA of Purpureocillium lilacinum, 2166 nucleotides long. Its product is annotated as minichromosome maintenance protein 5. Gene Ontology annotation, cellular component: nucleus; MCM complex. The record is from RefSeq and is a predicted model, not a curated record. Gene Ontology annotation, molecular function: 3'-5' DNA helicase activity; DNA replication origin binding; single-stranded DNA binding. NCBI's taxonomy places the organism in Eukaryota, Fungi, Ascomycota, Sordariomycetes, Hypocreales, Ophiocordycipitaceae. Gene Ontology annotation, biological process: double-strand break repair via break-induced replication; DNA replication; DNA replication initiation.